Molecule: messenger RNA, 672 nt
Organism: Paraglomus brasilianum
Lineage: Eukaryota; Fungi; Glomeromycota; Glomeromycetes; Paraglomerales; Paraglomeraceae
Source: the annotation of a GenBank genome assembly
AUGGGACGUCGAAAAUCCAAUUAUUUGUCCCUCAAAAAAUCAAAGCAGGAAUUUGAAACGGGAAGUAAGAAAUAUGACAACAGGGAAAUUAGCCAGAUUAAAGCCAUAAGAACUUAUGAGGACCUGGAAGGAGACGCCGAAGAUCAGUUCAUGAAAGAGCGAGAUAAAGUCUUACUCGAAGACGAUCUUUAUGCUGACGGCAAGUCAACCAAUUCACUUUAUGGAAUGCAAUUGAGGAUCAACAGAAUGAGCGAGGAAGAUUUCAUAGAUGACAUAUGGACGACUGACGUCAGCGAUCAGUCUCAAGUGGUUCUCACCUUUGCAGAUCUUGUGCAGAAUUCAUCAAAUAGUACUACUUCUCUUGCUGAAGAGCAGAUGAGCACAUCGAUGGAUACUCAUAGUUCCAUUGGUACACCGAAACAUAAUGAUGCUGAACUUCUUCCUGAGACCGCAAAACGUGCGAUUAAUUAUCAAAUAAUGAAGAACAAGGGAUUAACACCAACUCGUAAGAAGGAACAGAGGAAUCCGCGAGUAAAACAUCGCAAGAAGUUCGAAAGAGCAAAGAAAAGGAUUAAAAGCAUAAAACGAGUAGUCGCUCCAAAAGUUGGCCCAUAUGCCGGGGAACUGACCGGCAUCAAAACAAAUUUGUCGAGGAGUAUCAAAUUCAAGUGA